UGUUCCCCCAGGCGCUGUUUGUCUUCAUGGCUCUGUCCUUCUCCCGUGACGAGGUUCUGUGGCUGGUCAGGCACUCUGAGAAUAUCCCCAAGACCAAGACCCCCGAGGACUAUGUAGACGCGCAGAUGGCAGAGCUGCUCUUCCACAUGGAGAAGCUGAGAGCCCUGAUGACCAAGCACAGACGCUUGGUGCAGCGCUACCACGUCCAGUACCUGGCCCAGUUUGAUGCCCUGGUACUCAAUGACACCAUACAGAACAUGUGUGUCUGUCCAGAAGAGGAAUCUGUCUUGAUGACAUCGUUUGUUUCAACCCUGUCGGUUCUCAGUAUUAAACAAGUGGAGAACGGAGAAGAUUUUGACUUCAGAGCUGUCAGACUGGACUGGCUCAGACUGCAGGCCUAUACCAGUGUGUCCAAGGCUCCCCUCUCCCUGAAGGACUACCCUGACCUGGCCAAGGUGAUGAACAUGACCCAGUUCCACACCAGGAUGGUGGACAGCAUCGACGCCAUGCUCCUGGAGACUGCUGAUCUCUCCACUCUCUGCUACUACCAGCGUGUGUUGGAGAAGAUGUUCAGCCAGAGCAGUGAGGAGGUGACCAUGCAGCGCUACCUCAUGUCCUUCCCCCUGGUCUGCACCCACUUCAGCAGUGGCUCCAACCAGCUCUGCCCAGAGGAGAUACAGGCCAUUCAGAAGAGGAGUCUGCGUGUGUGUGUGACCUUCCUGGAGGAGAUAGCCAGACAGACCGGCAGCGUGAUCCUGGACAUAUGCGCCGAGCAAUGCAACCUCCAUGACCAGCUACUGCCUAAGCACUGUGCUGGGACCAUCAGCGCGGCUCAUCGCAAGAGGCAGAAGAAACAGCAGGCCAAGAAGGGGGAGGUGCAGAAGGAGAAGCCAGGGGCAGAGAGUCAGAGGAAGGACAGGGCCAUCGUCACAAACAUGGACAAGAUGCACCUGACCCUGACCGAGCUGUGCUCCACCUUCGGCCUGUGCACUGACUUCACCAUGUUCGACCACGUGGUCAUCCCCACAGAGUUCCUCAUCUCCCAGCUAGAGACGCGAAUCUCAAAGAUCAUCGUGAGAAUGACUCAUUACAACCAGACCACCCAGGAGAUAGCUCGCCCCUCCGACCUGCUGGCCGCCAUCCGAGCCUACACGGCCAGCGUGCACACCCUGUCACGUUACAUCAGCGUGGACGUCACUCGGCUGGUCAAGAAUGUCCUGCUGCAACAGACCCAGCCUCUGGACUCGCAGGGAAGCCAGACCAUCACCACUCUCUACACUAACUGGUACCUGGAGGCGCUCCUGCGUCAGGCGAGCAACGCCAUGAUUGUCCACUGUCCCACAAUGCACUGCUUUGUCAAUCAGGGCAACGACAACGGCCAGAGUUUCAAAGCGGACCAAUACUCGGACAUCAUUGAAAUGCAGGCAUUAGCCGAGCUGAUUGGUCCCUAUGGCAUGAAGUUUCUGAGUGAGAAUCUGAUGUGGCACAUCACCUCCCAGGUCAGCGAGCUGAAGAAACUGGUGAUGGAGAACAUGGAUGUUUUGGUUCAGAUGAGAGCCAACUUUGAUAAGCCCGAAGCCAUGGCCAACCUUCAGAAGAGACUGCCAGCCAGCGAGAACGUGCUGAAGAGGAUGACCAUCGUGGGGGUGAUCCUGUCCUUCAGGACCAUGGCCCAGGAUGCCCUGGAGGACGUCAUGAACCAACGCUGUCCAUACCUCAUGGGUCCCAUACAGUACCUGAGGGACUUUAUCUCUUCAGAAAACGACAUCAAGGUGACUAUGAGUGUGUUUGAGCUGGCGGCGGCGGCAGGGCUGACAUGUGACAUUGACCCCGCCCUGGUGGCAGCCAUCGCCAGCAUGCGCUCAGACGGCUCCUCUGUGGAGGAGGAGUACAAGCUGACCUGUCUGCUCCUGGUGUAUGUGGCUGUGUCUCUGCCCACCCUGGCUCUGGACCCCAACUCCUUCUACAGCAAGGAGCACGGAGGGCACCACAACAACAUCCACUGCUUGGCCACAGCCAUCAACCAGCUGGCGGCCGCCAUGUACACCGUCCAGAACAAGAACAUCCAGCAGCACAUGAAGGAGUUUCUCACUGUGGCGUCUUCCACCCUGUUGCAACUGGGCCAGAACGUGGAGAGAGCGGAGAGUGGAAAGAACCGAGACUCGAUCUACCUGCUGCUUCACAUGAUUGUGGAGGCUUCUCCCUUCCUGAGCCAGGACAUGCUGGAGAGCUGCUUCCCCUACGUCCUUCUGAGGAACGCCUACAGGGAGGUCUACAAGGCCGUCAUCAUCACACUGGGGUGAUCUAGAAGCAUCUCUUCACAGCACCGCCGCUCAUGUCUGCUGCUGGCCUGGGUGCUUGGAGUCUCUGUUGUAAUAUUUGACUAUUUGACUAUUUGAAUUUUGAGGUUUUCCCCCAGUUUGGGUACAUUUAAUGUUUGAAAUUAUCUUAAAACGAUCUAAACCAGCAUACCAGCUAACAAAACCAGCCUUGCAUUGUAACUUUUCAGGAUUUUUCAUUGUUACCCUUUUUUAAAGUGUUUUUGACGAGAUGUACAAUUUAGUGUAUGGUCUUGAGUGAUUUUGUCUUACUAAAGCUAACACCUAUGAAUAAAGAAAAUGAGAAAUUACCUUAACAGAGAGGGCCUUUGUCAGUUACGGUAUAAUAUGCAUCACAAUGGCCACAACAUCUGAAAGAAAUUUAAGGACCAAAUUAUUAUGGUUUUAAUUAGGUUUUAUAAAUUGUGUGUUUAGUAGUGAGAUGCUUUUAUUGAAUGUAACAUGGCAGUAGUCAACAAGCAAUAAUAUCCUACAAAGGAGGAACAAUAAUCUGUGUGUGUAAUAACAGAGGAGGGAUCCAAUUCAGAGAAUUAUUCCCCAGAUUAUUUUCAGUCUCUCCCUGUCGUUUCCCAGUCCCCAGGCAGUACUCUGGUGAUCUGUUGGUACGGUGGGGAAAUAUCUCUCCCCCUUCCUCUCUCUUCCUUUCUAUCUCUCUCUCCCUUCCUCUCUCUUCCUUUCU
Molecule: messenger RNA, 3018 nt
Organism: Osmerus eperlanus (European smelt)
Lineage: Eukaryota; Metazoa; Chordata; Actinopteri; Osmeriformes; Osmeridae
Gene: nckap1l
Product: NCK associated protein 1 like
Exons: 20
Coding region: 27-2303 (758 amino acids)
Biological process (GO): cell morphogenesis; cell migration; cortical actin cytoskeleton organization
Cellular component (GO): SCAR complex
Source: RefSeq, a predicted model, not a curated record